AUGGUGAUCGCUCAAGGAAUAAACGCUGGGGAUGUGAAGAAACUACAAGAUGCUGGGAUCCAUACCUGCAAUGGGCUGAUGAUGCAUACCAAGAAGAACCUCACUGGAAUCAAAGGUUUAUCCGAGGCAAAAGUGGACAAAAUCUGUGAAGCCGCUGAGAAAAUAGUGAAUUUUGGAUAUAUGACUGGAAGUGAUGCUCUUCUAAAGAGAAAAUCAGUUGUGCGUAUCACUACAGGUUGCCAAGCUCUUGAUGAUCUCUUAGGAGGUGGAAUUGAGACCUCAGCCAUCACAGAGGCUUUUGGGGAAUUCAGGUCUGGGAAAACUCAACUAGCACAUACCCUUUGUGUCACGACGCAGCUGCCUACAAACAUGAAAGGAGGGAAUGGAAAAGUGGCUUACAUUGACACUGAGGGAACCUUCCGCCCUGAUCGGAUUGUCCCAAUUGCUGAAAGAUUUGGAAUGGAUCCAGGAGCCGUGCUUGAUAAUAUCAUUUACGCCCGCGCUUACACCUAUGAGCAUCAGUACAACCUUCUUCUUGGCCUUGCUGCAAAAAUGUCUGAGGAACCCUUUAGGAUUCUGAUUGUUGAUUCGGUCAUUGCUUUGUUCCGAGUUGAUUUCACUGGAAGAGGAGAACUCGCAGACCUUAUAGCUGAUCCAGGCGGUGGAAUGUUCAUAUCAGAUCCAAAGAAACCAGCAGGUGGUCACGUUCUUGCUCACGCAGCCACCAUAAGGCUCAGUUUCAGGAAAGGCAAAGGAGAACAACGUGUCUGCAAAGUCUUCGAUGCACCAAAUCUCCCUGAAGCCGAAGCUAUAUCCUUUUUAAACCCACUUGAUUGA
Messenger RNA from Thlaspi arvense, 837 nucleotides. The record is from the annotation of a GenBank genome assembly. NCBI's taxonomy places the organism in Eukaryota, Viridiplantae, Streptophyta, Magnoliopsida, Brassicales, Brassicaceae.